AGCCAAGAACACAGUACCAAAUAUGGACAUUGUUGUUAAUGAAGCAGACGAAAAGGAAAAGAAAUGGUGGUUAGGAAAAGGUUCUUUAGGUUCUCUGGGCAUUGAUGAGGAAAGCUAUAUGUUUUUGUACGCAAUCCGUAAUGCAACAAAUCAAAAUAGUGUUUUCAAUUGGGGAUCGAUAAGUUUAUAUACUAAUCUCUCAACAAAUAAAUAUGAAGAGCCAGACGCAUGUUUUAUACCUAUACGUCUGCUGGAAGCAUCGAACGCAGUAUUAAAUCCUUGUGAUCGAAAUGGAAGCCCAUGGCCAACUAUCAUCCUUGAGGUUGCUUCCUCAGAAACUCUCCAACAUGCAAGAGAUAAGAUCAAUGACAAUUGGCUAGUCCAUGAUCGCUGUGAAGAUGUGAUUGUUAUCAAAAUAGGUAAUUGGGAAGGAAGACGUAGUAAUAAAACGACCCAACGCCCUUUGCGUCGAUUGCGGUGCCUAAAAUUCUGUCGGACUGCAACUCUUCAGCAAAAUCCAAACGCUACAACAUUCGAAGCAAUUGAAGAGAUUGAGUUUGGGUCCACGUAUGCUAAUGGCGGUGAAAGUUAUUUUUGCACUGGACCUCAUAUGAAAUGGCUUACAAUUAAUUGUAAUUGUAUUUAUGCUGGUUGUCCUCAACCUCCUCCUCUUCCUUCAUUUCACACAUUUAUCUCUUCGCGACCUUUCAGUUCCCCUCGAUUUCCCUACCCUCUACAAGCACCGGGAGUUGCAAUGGACUUAUAUGAUCUUCAACAAGCGAUUUUUUCAGCUAUGGGUCAUAAUUGA
Messenger RNA from Funneliformis mosseae, 808 nucleotides. Lineage: Eukaryota; Fungi; Glomeromycota; Glomeromycetes; Glomerales; Glomeraceae. The record is from the annotation of a GenBank genome assembly.